AUGGCAUUGCUCGAUCACCUGUGGAAGACGCUCAUACUGCUUGUCACUGCUAUAAUCACGAUCGUCCGUUCAACACUCGCUAACCGAGGUCGCCGUAACGCGCAAAAGCAGGAUCCCGAUUCUCCCAAUGCCAUGAUGGUGGACCCUGUCGACAAUGCUACACAUGUCGUCGAUGUCAACGGCCCCCUUGAGAGGGACUCUGUGACUGAGAUCACGCCUGAUACACUCGCCGAUGAUGCUGAGCCGACGUCACCAAUGCCUUUAGCCAACGAUUUUGAGGCUAUCAAGGAGCUUGUUAUGACGCCGUUGCAGGAAGAGCCUAAAGUCUUGGAGGAUGCGUACAACACAUGGACAGUUGAGAAUUGGAGAAGUUUGUCCAAAAAGGAACACGGCCCGAUAUUUCAUGCAGGAGGGUUUCCAUGGCGCAUUCUACUCUUCCCCCAUGGUAACAAUACGUCAAACGUCGCGAUAUACCUUGAGCAUGGUUUUGAGCCAGACAAGAUUCCAGAGGACUGGAGCUGUUGCGUUCAGUUUGCGCUUGUUCUUUGGAACCCCAACGAUCCGUCUAUUUAUGCGCAUCACACGGCACACCAUCGGUUUACCAAGGACGAGGGUGACUGGGGCUUCACAAGAUUUCAAGAGCUUAGUAAACUCUUCAAUGUUCCCUACGAUGAUGCUACCCGGCCGCUGAUUGAAGACGAGACGGCCAACAUCACCGCAUAUGUGCGGAUCCUGGAGGACGAGACUGGUGUCAUGUGGCACAGUUUCGCCAACUACGACUCCAAGAAAGAGACGGGCUAUGUCGGCCUCAAGAAUCAGGGUGCCACAUGCUACCUCAACUCGCUGUUGCAGUCCCUCUACUUCACCAAUGCUUUCCGCAAGGCCAUCUAUCAGAUACCUACAGAGCAAGAAGAAAGCAUAAAUAACAGUGCUUACACCCUCCAGCGCUUAUUCUACCAACUGCAGACCUCAUCAAACGCCGUGGGCACAGCAGAGCUUACCAAAUCAUUCGGAUGGGAGACGCGGCACAUAUUUGAGCAACAGGACGUGCAAGAGCUCUCCAGGAAGCUCAUGGAGCGCAUGGAGGAGAAAAUGAAAGGGACUGGCGCCGAGAAUCUUCUACCAGAGCUCUUCAGUGGCAAGAUCAAAACUUACAUUUCUUGCAUACACGUUAAAUACGAAUCGAGCCGGAUCGAGGAUUUCUGGGAUGUGCAGCUGAAUGUAAGCAAGAUGGGCAAUCUGCUUAACAGCUUCCAGGAUUACGUCUCUGUCGAGAAGAUGGAGGGCGAGAACAAGUAUUUUGCCGGUGACGAGUACAAACUGCAGGAGGCAAACAAGGGCGUUAUUUUCAUGAGUUUCCCCGACGUCCUGCAUCUGCAGCUCAAGCGUUUCGAGUAUGACUUUACCAAGGAUGCCAUGGCAAAAGUUAAUGAUCGCUACGAGUUUCCCGAAGUGUUUGACGCUGCACCUUACCUCUCGGAAGAUGCCGACAAGUCGGAGCCUUGGAUUUACCAGCUACACGGUGUGCUUGUGCAUAGUGGUGACCUCAAUGCAGGUCAUUACUACGCAUUCCUGAAGCCAGAAAAGGACGGAUGGUUCUACAAAUAUGACGAUGAUAAGGUCACCAAGGCGACCAAGAGGGAGGUACUUGAGGACAAUUUUGGAGGACCCUUCCAGUACAGCAACGGCAUCCGCCCGCAAGGACAGAAGAAAGUCGCGAUGAGGCCUAACAGUGCAUACAUGUUGGUGUACUUCCGUCAAUCUCGGCUUGACAAGAUUUUGACGCCAGUCACGCACGAGGACAUCCCACGUCAUAUUGAAAUCGGAUACCUCGAGGAGGCAUCUGCCAGGGAGGCGAAGAGAAAGGAGCGUGAAGAGCAGCACCUCUACCGCUGGAUCAAAGCCGUCACCCCGUCCUCAUUUCAAGCACAUAGCGGGUUUGAUCUGACGAAUUUUGAUGCGGUCUCAUCACAGGCGACAGACCCUUCACCGGGUGCGCCCAAACUAUACAAGGUACUUCGGACGGCAACCAUGGAACAAGUCACCGAGAUCAUCGCCAAAGAUCUUGGGCAGGAUCCCGCGAGAGUCAGGCUGUGGUUAAUGGUCGGCCGCCAAAACAAGACAGUUCGUCCUGACCAGCCUAUCAUGGACUUAAGGCCGACCUUGGACGAGACUUAUUCAAGAUUAGCGACCCAGAGAGAAGAUUCCUUGCGCCUGUGGGUUGAGUUUGCUGAAGAGAUGGGUGAAAAUGGAGAGGCCGCAUGGCCAACAUACCAAGGCCCCUCGCCCACUGGUGUUAUCUUUAAGAAUGACUUGAUUCUUCUUUUCAUCAAGUGCUUUGACGCAGAAGCACAAACUCUUACUGGCCUUGGUCAUGUGUACAUCAGCAGGGAAAAGAAGGUUGACGACCUGUUUCCCCACAUCCUUAAGAAGAUGGGUCUGGAGAAGCUUCCUAGUGACGAAAAGAUGCUCCUUUGGGAAGAAAUCAAACCCGGAAUGAUCGAGAGCCUUAAGGGCAAGCAAUCGCUCAAAGCCGCCGAGCUGCAAGACGGAGACAUCGUGUGUGUCCAGCGCAAGAAGGACACUGGUUCACAAAACUUUCUUGAAAAGAGGUUAAGUGGUGACACUCGUGCAGCUGACGAAACGUCAAGAAAGACGGAGAACUUUGAGGAUGCAAAGGAGUACUACGAAUUCCUGGUCAACAGGAAAACGGUCAAAUUCAACGCACACCCCACAAAGUGUGACCCGAACGAGUAUCCACCAUUCGAGAUGGUCCUGAACUCGAAGAUGACGUACGAUCAACUUGCAGAGAAAUUAGGCGAACGUCUUGGAGUUCCAGAGACGCACUUGCGGUUCUGGACUCUUCACGGGACAACAGGACUGCCCCGAACAGCUGUUAAACGUGGACCGCAACAGACUCUGAAUACUAUCCUCAACCCUGCUGGGUUUAGUCAGCUUAACUCAGCGCAGCGCAAUGAUGCCCUUUAUUUUGAGAUUUUGGACAUGAGCCUUGCUGAGCUUGACACAAAGAAGAAUGUCAAGAUCACAUGGCUCAGCGAAGGGAUUGUCAAAGAGGAACACUAUGAUUUGCUUGUAACCAAGAGCGGCGUCGUUGAGGAUAUUAUUGAGGCGCUCAUCAAGAAGGCCAAACUCAAGUCCGAAGAAGAAGGCGGCGAGAUCCGUUUAUAUGAGGUUAAUGGCCACAAGUUUACGAGAGAACUUCCGCGAGAGUAUCCAGUCAUAAGCCUCAACGACUACCUAACGCUGGUUGCGGAGCGGGUACCGGAGGAGGAACUGGACGCCAAGGAUCAGGGCCAGUUUGUUUAUGCUUUCCAUUUCCAGAACGAGCCUAACAGGAUGCACGGCAUGCCUUUCAAGUUCCUGCUCAAAGCUGGAGAGCCGUUCUCGGAGACCAAGAAUAGGCUUGAGAAAAGGACUGCUAUCCGUGGCAAGAACUUUGAAAAAAUUAAGUUUGCCAUUGUGCGGCGAUCGUCAUACUCAAGACCUCAAUACAUAAAUGAUGACGACGUGUUGUGGGAUAUUGUUCAGCCAGACGAUGAGUACCUGGGUCUCGACCAUGCAGACAGGUCCCGGUCUUUGCGAAACGGCGUUGGCGACCUCUUUUUGAGGUAA
Pyricularia pennisetigena is the source of this 3633-nucleotide messenger RNA. RefSeq lists its product as uncharacterized. The transcript has 9 exons. NCBI's taxonomy places the organism in Eukaryota, Fungi, Ascomycota, Sordariomycetes, Magnaporthales, Pyriculariaceae. The record is from RefSeq and is a predicted model, not a curated record. The coding region runs from base 1 to 3633 and encodes 1210 amino acids. Gene Ontology annotation, cellular component: cytosol; nucleus. Gene Ontology annotation, biological process: protein deubiquitination; regulation of protein stability. Gene Ontology annotation, molecular function: cysteine-type deubiquitinase activity; protein binding; cysteine-type endopeptidase activity.